Messenger RNA from Cariama cristata (Red-legged seriema), 1080 nucleotides. RefSeq names its product sulfotransferase 1C1-like. Gene Ontology annotation, molecular function: sulfotransferase activity. The coding region runs from base 1 to 924 and encodes 307 amino acids. Gene Ontology annotation, cellular component: cytoplasm. The record is from RefSeq and is a predicted model, not a curated record. Lineage: Eukaryota; Metazoa; Chordata; Aves; Cariamiformes; Cariamidae. The transcript is spliced from 7 exons. Gene Ontology annotation, biological process: sulfation.
AUGGCCCUGGAUAAAAUGAAAGAUUUGAGUCUGCAACAGACAUUGUCCCGAGCUAAGAUGGGUGAAGUAGAAGGUAUUCUCCUCACAAAACCGAUAUGCGACACGUGGGACCAAGUGUGGAAGUUCAAAGCCAGACCUGACGAUCUGCUCAUCGCAACCUAUGCAAAAGCAGGUACCACAUGGACACAGGAGAUAGUGGAUAUGAUUCAACAAAAUGGAGAUGUUGACAAGUGUAGACGCGCCACUACUUACAGACGCCAUCCUUUCCUUGAGUGGACUAUGCCAGAGCCUCCAGCUAUGAGUUACUCAGGCCUGGAGUUAGCUGAAGCUAUGCCUUCUCCACGAACAAUAAAAACUCAUCUCCCUGCGCAGCUGGUGCCUCCCUCCUUCUGGGAACAAAACUGUAAGAUAAUCUAUGUGGCAAGAAAUCCAAAAGACAACCUCGUGUCAUACUACCAUUUCCACAGAAUGAAUAAAGAACUGCCUGACCCAGGAACCUGGGAGGAGUUCAUGGAGAAAUUCAUGACUGGAAAAGUGCUCUGGGGCUCCUGGUAUGACCAUGUGAAAGGAUGGUGGAAAGCAAAAGAUAAGCACCGUAUUCUCUACCUCUUCUAUGAAGAUAUGAAGGAGAAUCCAAAGAAAGAAACUCAGAAGAUUCUGAAGUUCCUGGAGAAGGAUGUCAGUCAGGAGGUUCUAAACAAGAUAGUCCAUAAUACCUCAUUUGAGAUAAUGAAGGAAAAUCCCAUGACAAACUACACUCAAGAAUUUCAGGGAAUAAUGGAUCACUCCAUUUCCCCAUUCAUGAGAAAAGGGACUGUCGGGGACUGGAAGAAUUAUUUCACUGUGGCACAGAAUAAGAAAUUUGAUGAAGAUUAUAAGAAGAAAAUGGCUGAUACCUCUCUUGUUUUUCGCAUGGAAUUCUGAUUAUUAGCAAUGAGAAUUAUCCUCUAUGAUCUUCAAGCUUUUCCAUUUUACAUAUUUUGCUUUUCCUUCACAAAAUGCCUGUGUCCCUAAGAUUUCAAUAUCUCUGUCACACACCACUGAUUUUUCAUUAUCACAAGAGUGCCCAAAUUAUGUAGA